GGGAAGGGUGGGUUGUGUACUGUCUUAGCCUGUCCCCUCCACCCAAAACACACACUCUCUCUCACUCUAUCUCUAACAGUCCAAGUCCAAAAGCCACUACCCACAUUGGCUUUUCUUGCCUUUUGUUUCUGUGCUUCCUAUUCAAUUGUCUAUGUCUGCUACUUCUGCUCCCUCUUCACAGUACCUGCAAAUGGGAGUGGAAUCAUAUUUUGAAUUUCUAGUUAUUAUUUGAUACUUUUUUUUCUCUCUUUCCACCCUCUUCUCAUCUUUAACCCCUGUCUGUCUUCUGUGUAUCAUUCUGAACAUCAUUACUUUGCUGUUUCCUGUUCAUCUGGUGUGGUGCCCCUCUUUUUUCAUGAUUUGACCUCAUUUCCAUGAUAUCAUAGCUUCCACUUUCUGGGUUUUCCCUUAAAUUCAUCAACUUGGUUGGUGACACUCUCUAAGUUGUGAAAUUUUCUGUUGGAGUGUUUUGAGUUUCACAAGUUACAGAAAACCAAGUUAAGUGAGUGUUCAUGGAAAUUGAUCUGAACCAUGAAGUGAUUGAGGUGGAGAAGAAUGCAUUGUGUGAAAGGGAAUGUGGUUCUUGUGUUUGUUGUUUGUCCUCUUCAGCUUGUUCAUCUAAUUCUAGCUCAUCUUCACCUGGUGUGUCUUCUUCUUAUCUUGAGCUUUGGCAUGCUUGUGCUGGCCCUCUUACCUCACUUCCUAAGAAAGGAAAUGUGGUGGUGUAUUUUCCACAAGGUCACUUAGAACAAGUAGCUUCUUUCUCUCCUUUUGCCCCAUUGGAGAUGCCCACCUAUGAUCUUCAGCCACAGAUCUUUUGCAAGGUUGUCAAUGUCCAGCUACUGGCCAACAAGGAGAAUGAUGAGGUUUAUACUCAGGUUACUUUGCUUCCUCAAGCUGAGUGUGCAGGGAAGCAUUUGGAGGGGAAAGAACUUGAGGAACUGGGAGCAGAUGAGGAGGGAGAUGGAGGGUCGCCUUCAAAAUCAACCUCUCACAUGUUCUGCAAAACACUUACUGCCUCUGAUACCAGCACUCAUGGGGGGUUUUCUGUUCCUCGUAGAGCUGCUGAGGACUGUUUUCCUCCUUUGGAUUAUAAGCAGCAGAGACCCUCGCAAGAGCUUGUUGCCAAAGACCUGCAUGGUGUGGAGUGGAAAUUUCGUCAUAUUUAUAGAGGUCAACCAAGGCGGCAUCUACUCACUACUGGCUGGAGUAUUUUUGUAAGCCAAAAGAAUCUUGUUUCUGGUGAUGCAGUGCUUUUCCUAAGGGGUGAAAAUGGAGAACUGAGAUUGGGCAUCAGAAGAGCUAUUCGACCUAGAAAUGGUCUUCCUGAAUCAAUUGUUGGUAAUCAGAACUGUUAUCCCAAUAUCCUAUCUUCUGUGGCAAAUGCUAUAUCCACCAGAAGCAUGUUCCGUGUUUUCUACAGUCCAAGAGCAAGUCACGCAGAUUUUGUUGUUCCCUACCAAAAAUAUGUUAAAAGCAUCAUGAAUCCAGUGACCACUGGGACAAGAUUCAAAAUGAGAUAUGAAGUGGAUGAAUCUCCAGAAAGAAGGUGUAGUAGUGGUAUGUUGAUUGGAACGAGUGAUUUGGAUCCCUAUAGAUGGCCUAAUUCAAAAUGGAGGUGCUUGAUGGUCAGAUGGGAUGAGAAUAUUGAUGCUAAUCAUCAAGACCGGGUAUCUCCAUGGGAUAUCGAUCCUUCUGGUCAUCUGCCUCCCAUGAACAUUCAGUCUUCCCCAAGACUAAAGAAACUGCGGACCGGUUUGCAGGUUGCCUCACCCAGUCAACUCGUCACUGCAAGUGGCAGUGGAAUGAUGGGCUUUGAGGAGUCUGUAAGAUCACCCAAGGUCUUGCAAGGUCAAGAAAAUGCAGGUUUUGUGUCACUCUACUAUGGAUGUGAUACAUUAACCAACCGGCGAGGUUUUGAGAUGAACUCUCCAAGUCAUCAAAAUCUUGCAUCAGCCGGAGUAGGAAAGGUUACUUCGACUGAGCUCAUGAGUGUUCACCCUUUCAGUUAUGCAGCAGGCUUUAUGGAAACUAACAGCUUUCCAAGGGUCUUGCAAGGUCAAGAAAUAUGUCCAAUGAAAUCCCUGACAGGAAAGGUUGAUUUGAGCCUUGGUGCUUGGGGAAAACCUAAUGGAAGUUGCACAACUUUCAACCUCCAUCAGGCCACCAAUCCCAGCUUUCCAUCAGCAUAUUUUCCUUAUGGGGAUAUUCACAAUGUUGGUCAUGCUAGCAUGUUUGGCUCAAAACCCCCCACUUUCCAGAGAGAAAAUGUCUCGUUUAACACGCCGUUCUCUCAGGCAGGGAUCAUUAGAAAUGAAGUUGGACGAUCAGAUCUCCCAAAUGAGCAUAAACUGCAGGACAACAUUUCUGUUUCUGCUUCAUUAGGGGGUGCUGAUAUGAGGAUUCUAGAUGAUAACAAUGUCAAGGCAAAUGUAAACUCCUGUAAACUAUUCGGGUUUCCUUUGUCUGGGGAAACUAGUCCCCAAAAUUUACAGAACCCUGCUAAAAGGAGUUGCACAAAGGUUCACAAGCAAGGAAGCUUAGUUGGAAGAGCCAUUGAUCUAUCAAGAUUGAGUAGCUACAAUGAUCUACUGAAUGAACUAGAGAAACUAUUUGGCAUGGAAGGCCUUCUAAAAGAUCCUGAUAAGGGAUGGAGGAUCCUGUACACUGACAGUGAGAAUGACAUCAUGGUUGUAGGGGAUGACCCUUGGCAUGAGUUUUGUGAUGUGGUGUCCAAGAUCCAUAUAUAUACCCAAGAAGAAGUGGAGAAGAUGACAAUUGGGAUGACUAGUGAUGAUACUCAUAGCUGUUUGGAGCAGGCACCAGUGGUUAUGGAGGCUUCAAAGUCUUCCUCAGUGGGACAGCCAGAUUAUUCUCCAACUGUAGUUAGAGUCUAAGUUUCAGGGCUGUCUUGAGUAUUAUGUUGACCCUGUGUCUAUAUAAAUUUGAUUAUCUGUGUAUAUUUGGAUGCAAUGUUUGAUCUACCCUUUGUGCACGUAAGCCCAGCAAAAAAAGCUGCGUGGUCAGCGCUAGAAAGACUGACAGUUAAGUGCACUCAACUAGCUAAAUAAGGGCUAGUCUUAUCAUUAUGUAAUCAGCAUUAUGGUUUCCAAAUUUCAUGCAUGUGGUGUGAGAUUACUACUA
Molecule: messenger RNA, 3144 nt
Organism: Lotus japonicus
Lineage: Eukaryota; Viridiplantae; Streptophyta; Magnoliopsida; Fabales; Fabaceae
Product: auxin response factor 4
Exons: 12
Coding region: 513-2897 (794 amino acids)
Biological process (GO): response to hormone; regulation of DNA-templated transcription
Cellular component (GO): nucleus
Molecular function (GO): protein binding; DNA binding
Source: RefSeq, a predicted model, not a curated record